UGCGCGCAGUGCGCGUCCGCGCGGAAGGAGGGGCGGCUGGGAGAGCUCGCGCGGCGGGGCGGCGGAGCCGGAGGGAGAGAGAGAGAGAGAGAGAGGAGCAAGCAGGCGGCGGCGGCGGCGGCGAGGAGGCGGAGACGGCCUCACCCUCACAGUGACCAGCUCGGCGUCCUCCCUUCAAAGAUGGUGAAGCUGGACCUCCACACGCUCGCUCACCACCUCAAGCAGGAGCGACUCUACGUGAACUCGGAGAAGCAGCUGAUCCAGAGGCUCAAUGCCGAGGUGCUGAAGACUGCCGAAAAGCUAUACCGCACGGCGUGGAUUUCCAAGCAGCAGAGGAUUAACUUGGACCGACUGAUCAUCACCAGUGCCGAAGCAUCCCCUGCCGAAUGCUGCCAGCAUGCCAAGGUCCUGGAGGACACGCAGUUUGUGGACGGCUACAAGCAGCUGGGCUUCCAGGAGACGGCCUACGGGGAGUUCCUCAACCGGCUGCGGGAGAACCCCCGCCUCAUCGCCUCCUGCCUGGUGGCCGGCGAGAAGCUCAGCCAGGAGAACACGCAGAGCGUCAUCCACACGGUCUUCACCUCCAUCUACGGCAACUGCAUCAUGCCGGAGGACGAAAGCUACCUGCUGCAGGUCCUGCGCUACUUGAUCGAGUUCGAGCUCAAGGAGAGCGAGAACCCCCGGCGGCUCCUGCGGAGGGGGACGUGCGCCUUCAGCAUCCUCUUCAAGCUCUUCUCGGAGGGGCUCUUCUCGGCCAAGCUCUUCCUCACCGCCACCUUGCACGAGCCCAUCAUGCAGCUGCUGGUGGAGGACGAGGACCACCUGGAGACCGACCCCAACAAGCUGAUCGAGCGCUUCUCCCCGGCCCAGCAGGAGAAGCUCUUCGGGGAGAAGGGGACCGAGCGGUUCCGGCAGAAGGUCCAGGAGAUGGUGGAGUCCAACGAGGCCAAGCUGGUGGCCCUGGUGAACAAGUUCAUCGGCUACCUCAAGCAGAACACCUACUGCUUCCCCCACAGCCUGCGCUGGAUCGUCUCCCAGAUGUACAAGACGCUCUCGUGCGUGGAGAGGCUGGACGUCGGGGAGGUCCGGGCCAUGUGCACGGAUCUCCUCCUGGCCUGCUUCAUCUGUCCCGCGGUGGUCAACCCAGAGCAGUACGGGAUUAUCUCCGACGCCCCAAUCAACGAGGUGGCCAGGUUCAACUUGAUGCAGGUUGGGAGACUUCUGCAGCAGCUGGCGAUGACCGGUUCCGAAGAAGGAGACCCCCGCACAAAAAGCCACCUGGGCAAAUUUGACAAAAGCUGCGUCGCUGCCUUCCUGGAUGUCGUCAUCAGCGGCCGCGCGGUGGAAACCCCUCCCAUGUCCUCCGUAAACCUCCUGGAAGGGCUGAGUCGGACGGUGGUGUACAUGACCCACGGCCAGCUGACGUCCCUGGUUGGCUUCAUGCGGAACGUCAUGAUGGGCGACCAGCUGAAGGAAGACCGGAUGGCGCUGGAGACCCUGCUGCUGAACCUGCCCCAGAACAAGCCGGGCAAGAGCAGCAGCCUGGAGAUGACACCCUACAACACCCCGCAGCUCUCUCCUGCAACCACGCCAGCCAACAAGAGGAACCGGUUGCCCAUCGGACAACAGCUGGCAGCCAUCACGGCUUGGGACGCCUCUGCCACCAACCUGACAGCCCACAUAAACCUAGUAACCCCGUUUGCCACCCGCAGCAGGAGCCGGUCAAACAUCCAGAUGGACCAGCAUUUGGACCACGACGGCCCCUCCCAGGAGACGAUUCAGGAAGUGCAGCCGGAAGAAGUCCUGGUUAUUUCCCUCGGGACAGGACCCCAGAUAACUCCAGGAAUGAUGUCGGAAAAUGAGGUUUUAAACAUGCAGCUUGCUGAAGGAGGGCAAGGAGAUGUCCCUGUUGAUGAAACCAAACUCCACGGUAAACCUGAUAAAACCUUGCGCUUUUCCCUCUGCAGUGAUAAUCUGGAAGGAAUAUCUGAAGGCCCUUCCAACCGAUCCAAUUCCGUCUCCUCCCUGGAUUUGGAGGGGGAGUCUGUAUCUGAACUGGGGGCGGGCCCGUCUGGAAGCAACGGAGUGGAAGCCCUGCAGCUUCUGGAGCACGAACAAGCCACCACUCAGGAUAAUCUGGACGACAAGCUCCGUAAGUUUGAGAUCCGCGACAUGAUGGGCUUGACAGACGACAGGGACAUCUCUGAAACGGUGAGCGAAACCUGGAGCACCGACGUCCUGGGCAGCGACUUCGAUCCCAACAUCGACGAAGAUCGCUUGCAAGAAAUGGCAGGCGCAGCGGCAGAGAACAUGUUGGGCAGCUUACUCUGCCUGCCCGGCUCCGGAUCGGUGCUGCUCGACCCCUGCACGGGCUCGACCAUCUCGGAAACCACCAGCGAAGCCUGGAGCGUGGAAGUGCUACCGAGCGAUUCAGAAGCCCCGGAUCUGAAGCAGGAGGAGCGGUUGCAGGAGCUGGAGAGUUGCUCUGGGGUGGGCAGCACCUCCGACGAUACUGACGUGAGGGAGGUCAGCUCCCGCCCCAGCACGCCGGGCCUCAGCGUGGUCUCAGGUAUUAGCGCAACUUCUGAAGACAUCCCCAACAAGAUUGAAGACCUCCGGUCUGAGUGUAGCUCGGACUUUGGUGGGAAGGAUUCAGUCACCAGCCCCGAUAUGGAUGAAACCGCUCAUGGUGCCGGCCAGCUGACCUCUCCCCCUUCUCAGGUGGACUCCUUGCUUGCCAUGUUCGACCCUUUAUCUUCGCACGAUGGUAACCUUGCAGAGCGCGGGCAGCUUGGGUCUCUGUUUUGGUCCUGCAAAAACCGCUCAGUCGUGAGGCCGAAAGUGCACUAUGCAAGGCCCUCGCAUCCGCCACCGGACCCCCCGAUCCUGGAAGGCACCCUGGGCGGCAACGAGGCCAGGCUGCCCAACCUGGGCUCCCACACGGCCAUCCUCAUGGACUCGGAGGCCUUCAAGCAGCGCUACUCCUAUCCUGAAAGGCUCGUGCGCAGCAGGAGCUCCGACAUCGUGUCCUCGGCUCGGAGGCCCAUGAGUGAUCCGGGCUGGAAUCGGAGGCCUGGUAACGAGGAGAGGGAACUUUGUGCGCCCGCAGGGAGCAUCGGGGGAGUGGUGCUGAUGGCCGCCCCGCAGUCCUCGUCCUCGUCUCCUAGCAAAGAUUCCUGCAGAGGAGAGGCCGAGGACCGCAAAGACAGUGAUGAUGAGAAAUCGGACCGCAACAGACCAUGGUGGAGAAAGCGAUUCGUCUCAGCGAUGCCCAAAGCACCAAUCCCAUUUAGAAAAAAAGAAAAACAAGAUAAGGACAAGGACGAGUUUGUGUCUGAACGAUUCGGCUGUCUUUUAGAUGACUCCAGCCCUAGACUGAGCGCGCAAGCCCAAGCCGCAGAGGACAUCCUGGACAAAUACAGGAACGCGAUUAAGCGGACCAGCCCCAACGAGGGGGCUGCAGUGAGCUAUGACAGCACAGAUGUCCUUGGAGACGGCGAAAGCAUCCACGAUUCUCCGCGGGAGGACACCUUGCAGAACAUGUCUGCGGACGACCUCCCGGAUUCUGCGAGCCAAGCCGCUCAGCCCCAAGAUUCGGCUUUCUCCUACAGGGAUGCCAAGAAGAAGCUGCGGAUGGCACUCUGUUCGGCGGACUCCGUGGCCUUCCCCAUGUUGUCCCACUCCACGCGGAACGGCCUUCCUGACCACACGGACCCCGAAGACAACGAAAUCGUGUGCUUCCUCAAAGUCCAGCUGGCCGAAGCCAUCAACCUGCAGGACAAGAACCUGAUGGCCCAGCUGCAGGAGACCAUGCGCUGCGUGGGCCGCUUUGACAACCGCACCUGCUGCAAGCUCCUGGCCUCCAUCGCGGAGGAUUACAGGAAAAGGGCUCCCUACAUUGCGUAUUUGACCCGCUGUCGCCAGGGCCUGCAGACCACCCAGGCACACCUGGAGAGGCUGCUGCAGAGAGUUCUGCGGGACAAAGAAGUGGCCAACCGAUAUUUCACCACCGUGUGUGUGCGGCUGCUGCUGGAGAGCAAAGAGGCAAAGAUCAGGGAGUUCAUCCAAGACUUCCAGAAACUGACUGCAGCGGACGACAAAACUGCCCAGGUGGAGGACUUCCUCCAGUUCCUGUACGGCGCGAUGGCCCAGGACGUGAUCUGGCAGAACGCCAGCGAGGAGCAGCUCCAGGACGCGCAGCUGGCCAUCGAGCGCAGCGUCAUGAAUCGCAUCUUCAAGCUGGCCUUCUACCCCAACCAGGAUGGGGACAUCCUCCGUGACCAGCUUCUCCACGAUCACAUCCAAAGGUUAUCUAGAGUCGUGACUGCCAACCAUAAAGCACUUCAGAUACCCGAGGUCUACCUCCGGGAAGCGCCGUGGCCGUCGGCGCAGUCCGAAAUCCGCACCAUCAGCGCCUACAAGACCCCCCGGGACAAGCUGCAGUGCGUCCUGCGCAUGUGUUCCACCAUCAUGAACCUCCUCAGCCUGGCCAACGAAGACUCCGUCCCCGGGGCGGACGAAUUUGUGCCCGUCCUCGUGUUCGUGCUCAUAAAGGCCAACCCUCCCUGCCUGCUCUCCACCGUCCAGUACAUCAGCAGCUUUUAUGCCAACUGUCUAACUGGAGAGGAAUCCUACUGGUGGAUGCAGUUCACGGCCGCGGUGGAGUUCAUCAAGACGAUUGACGAGCGGAAGUGAGCCCCGCCAGCGUCUCUGCCAGGAAGAGGACGGCAAGAUCCCGGAGGAGGACCUCCAAGAAUGUAUCUGGUGCCUGUCCCCCAGCACCUCCCAGGCCACGGAAUAAAAACGCCCACCCUUCCACGUGUAAAUAUUGUACAGGCCUUUUAAGAACGGACCUUUACUAAUCAGACUAAUGCCAAGAGGGCGGUUUGGGGUACCCUCCUGGUCAUUUCUCUCCCCCCCGCUUCCCAUAGAAACUAGCACUGUGUCAAAUCACCGUCUAAAAAGGGACCACACAUUCUAGGCCUUCUGGAAUUUCCAGGCCUUUUUUUCCGUUGCCACCAGCGUCACGCCGACAUCUUUUUCUAACCCUGGGGUUCAUGUUAAUUCUUAGGAUUCUUUGGGGGCCUUUGCUUUUUAACAUAAAGAAGAGGGCGGGCGCUUUUCAGUGCAUCCCGACUGAGCAUAAAUGUGUUUUCUUGGGAGGAGACGAGAACACCAGGCCGAUUGGGACCGUGAAGUGAAAUGGAAGGGGCACGCUCGAAAUCAUGAAAGAACAGUGAAAUACAACACAGUAAUUCUAUUUUGACAAACCUCUGCUGAUGUUUGCCUUGUUAUCCUGCUGUUUAGGCAGCAAGGGAGGGAGGGAACCCCCUUUUCUGGGUCAAUGUUCCAGCCUCGCUGGAAUUUCAGCGAAAUGUUUGGGGAGAUGGGCCAAAGCCCAAGUAUUUAUUAAUCUGUAAAUGCUUACCGGACGUGGCUGAAACUGGAAGUUAUUCACAGGGCUUUUUUCAUUAGCGUAUUUUCUUUCCCCUACCUUUUGGACAAGGGCAUUAGAGUUAUUCAUUUAUUGCAUGGAAGAAAUAAAGGUUUUGGCUUUAUAGAGGAAGUUUUAAGAGAGAAGUUCUAAUAUAAAAAGAAGCCGGCAUCAGUACUUUUUUCGUUUUUUCCUUCUGAACUACUGUGUAUACUGUACAAACCCUAAACAGAAUUUUCCCUAUGAAACCAGAAACUGUAAUAUAUAUUUUGAUUAUUCAUAUUAAAUACAUACGCCAUGGGUUUCGGUGAA
This is a messenger RNA of Hemicordylus capensis (graceful crag lizard), 5746 nucleotides long. It is a transcript of the gene GAPVD1, whose product is annotated as GTPase activating protein and VPS9 domains 1. Gene Ontology annotation, biological process: regulation of GTPase activity; vesicle-mediated transport. Gene Ontology annotation, molecular function: guanyl-nucleotide exchange factor activity; small GTPase binding. Gene Ontology annotation, cellular component: endocytic vesicle; cytosol. The record is from RefSeq and is a predicted model, not a curated record. The coding region runs from base 181 to 4695 and encodes 1504 amino acids. The transcript is spliced from 27 exons. NCBI's taxonomy places the organism in Eukaryota, Metazoa, Chordata, Lepidosauria, Squamata, Cordylidae.